Molecule: messenger RNA, 3413 nt
Organism: Scleropages formosus (Asian bonytongue)
Lineage: Eukaryota; Metazoa; Chordata; Actinopteri; Osteoglossiformes; Osteoglossidae
Product: MAP7 domain-containing protein 2-like
Exons: 18
Coding region: 388-3174 (928 amino acids)
Biological process (GO): microtubule cytoskeleton organization
Cellular component (GO): microtubule cytoskeleton
Source: RefSeq, a predicted model, not a curated record
AGCCCCAGCCUCGAGCCGCAUCGGAGCGCGUGCCCCUCCUGGCCAAUGAGAGCGAGCCUCCGCCUGGUCUGUCAGAUUCGGGGCGCUGUUUAUUGUGUGCUAAAUAUUCCGCUGAAUAUUAUCGAGUCCUUUGUGAACAUCGCUGCUCGUGGGCUCCAAUUCUGCACGGCAGCCCACGGCGCCACGCCUCCGCUCCGAGCGCGUCCAUCCCGCCGCCACCGCGCUGCUGGUGCUGAUGAUGCUGCUGAUGAUGCUGAUGAUGCAGCGAGCGACGCUCCAGCUCUGAGCUCGUUUUUCACCGGCUCGGGAGCUGACAUUGCGCCUGUGCCGCGUUUGUUAACUUGGAGCACCACUGAUGAACGCUGAUGACCGCUCCGAUGACCGCUGAUGACCACACCGAUCAUCAGUAACAUGGCGGAAUGCGCAGUGGAAGUGGCCGCCAAGCCCCGGGCAGUUGAAGUCAUGACUCCUCCCACCAUCUCCGAAAAGAGACCACAGGUGAAUGGCCACGCAUCCCCAGUUCGUCUGCAGGCCAGUCCCUCAAGCCCUGGAGGCAAAGACAAGGCCACCCCAGCUGUGGCUGCAGACAAGAGGCUCCACAGCAAUGGCCAUGCCUCCCCAGUUCGCUUGCCAGCCAAUCCCAGCAGCCCUGCAGGUAAACAAUAUGUGGAGGGAUACUUGAGGACAGAUGACCGCAUGCGCCUUGCGAAAGAGAGACGCGAAGAGAGAGAGAGGAGCCUGGCUGCACGGGAGCAGGCGAUCCGUGAGAAGGAGAGGCGCGCCCAGCUGCAGUACGAACGCACGGUGGAGGAGCGCUGGCGGCGCCUUGAGGAGCAGCGGCAGAAGGAGGAGCUCCGCAGGGCCGCGGUGGAGGAGAAGAGGAGGCAGCGGCUUGAGGAAGAGAAGGAGCGACUGGAGGCACUCAUGAGGAGGUCCCUGGAACGCAGCCUACAGCUGGAGCAGAGACAGAAGCGCUGGGCGUGGGCUGGGCCUGGCGGGACCCGCGAUGGUGACUGUGAGAAUGUCCCGCCCCCUCUGUCCGCCGCCUCCGCCUUCCCCUACGACCUCGCCGCCCCCCCGCCCGCCACCGCCGAAUUCAGCAACGCAGCUGACACUCGGUCAGCAUCCACCAUGAACCUGCCCCCUUCCUCGGACCCGCUCAUCAGCAAGCGCCUCUCAUCCUCCUCCAUGGCUGUAGGCCACACUGCAGAGAGAGUGCCGUCCAGCCCCCACAGGUCCCCCUACAGGGGAUCUCCAAGCCGGCUGGCUCGUGGUGUUGGACGGAAGGCCAGUUCAGGAUCUCCUGGCUCAUCAGAGGAACGUGGCAGAGGACCAACUGUGACCCCUGAAACCCCCAAGAAACUCCGCAGAGACAGGCAAACGGCCUCUCCACUCGCCAGCUCGCCCCUGCGUCGUCCAGAAUCACCGGCUAUGGCGAACAAGCGCUCAGCAUCUCCCACGACAAUCAGGCCAAUAGCAAAGAGCCGCACCCAGUCCCCGUGCACUGUGAGGCAGCACAGCUCACCCCAGAAACACAGCUCCUCCAGUCCUGUUGCCAAUGGCAACAAGAAGCACGACUCUACUGAGUUGGUGGUGGAGGAAAGAGGCCACAACUUGCAGGACAGGAAGGCCGCCUUGGCUGGGUCACCUGACAAGACACCACCAAAGGCCAGCACUCCAGAAAAGAAGACAUUUGGAACGGGCGCUCCAGAGAAGAAGCCGUCUAAGGCGGAGACUCCAGAGAAGACGACCUCUAAAAUGGAGACUCCAGAAACUGAAAAGGCCUCCUUAAAGCCCGAGACUUCAGAAAAGAAGCCUUUGAAGACUGAUACUCUGGAAAAGAAGACUUGUAAAUUGGACUCGCAGGAAAACAGCCUCUUGAAGACCAAGAUCCAGGAAAAGAGUCCUUCUAAAACUGUCACACAAGAAAGGAACCCUUUCAAGGCCGAAACUCUAGAAGAGAAGGCUUCUAAGACCGAACCUUCGGAAAAGAACCUGCGAAAGACUUCGGAGAAUGACACUUCAAAAAGUGACUCCCAAGAAAGGAAGACCUGUACAAGUGAGACUCUGGAAAAUUCAAUUCCAAAGGGUACACCUACUGAGCUGAGUGGGGGUGGGAGUCCAGAGCCGUCCCCAGUAACGCACACGGCCAAGUCUGUUGCCGGGACGACAGAUGCAGAGGAGGCAUCGAGACUGUUGACGGAACGGCGUCGCCAGGCCCGUCAGCAGAAGGAGCAGGAGGAGAGGCUGAAAGUGGAACAGCAGCGGAAGAGGCAGGAGGAGGAAGCGCAGCGAGUGGAGGUGAACAGGAAGAAGGAGGAUGAGGAACGACAGAGGAGAGAACGCCAGGAGCGGGCACUACAGGCUCAGAUGGAACGAGAGAGGGAGGAGGCAGAGCAACAGGCUCGGAUGCAGGCUGAGCGUCAGCGACAGGAGAGAGAGAUGCUGAAACUGCAGGAGGAGCAGGAGAGGCUGCAGAGGAAGAAAAGGAUCGAGGAGAUCAUGAAAAGAACCAGGAAAGCUGAUGCCGACACCAAGAAGGAAGAAUUCGUCCAGCCUGUCUCGCCUCCGGCACCAGCGGCCCAAGGGGAGCUUCCUCUCACUAAGAGUGUAGAUAUGCUGAUGACCCAGCAGGUGAAUGGACAACCUGAUGUCAAGGUCAAGGUGGAAAAGCAGGCGCCUGAUCGGGUGAAGGUGGGGAUGGAUGAGAAGCUGAAGGAAAUAAACGGACAGCCGAAGGAGAAGGGUCCAGCAGGGCAACUGGUUUUGGAAAGCAUGGUGAUGAAGACCACAGAAUCCAGUUCCCUACCUCCAACUAUGGCCAACACCAUGCCCCCACUCAUCAACCUGGAGGCACUGGACGUGAAGGGCGGAAGGCCACAGGAGACUCCCAAUGGGGCACAGUCUAUGGAGGUCAGCCCCGCCUCCAAGGAGGAGCUUAUCUCCAUACCAGAGUUCUCGCCUGUGAACGAGGUCCAGCACAACGGCACGAGCAACGCCCGGGCUCUGGAAGACCUGCUGGACCUCACUGGCCAGGUGGCCUAUCCUAAGCUCUCACCUGGGGGUGGCCUAGGAGACUGCAACAAAAACCUGAUUGAGGGCUUCAGCCCCUGUGGUGACACCCAACUAAUCCAGACCCUCCUACCACCAGCCGACAAACUCAACGUUCAGUAGGCUGGUGAAAGGACACCCUCCCCGACCUUUGACCCCCACACGUCAUCUAGUACGCCUGUUGUGCCCCAUCCCCCUCACAUGCCUCAGUCCCAUCCAGCUGUUUGUACCUCACAUCAGUCCUUCCUUUGUGCAGCUCUGCUCUUUCUUUGCUCCUGCAGUCCCUGACUUGGGGCACCAUGUAGAGCACAUGAGCGGUGGGACGAUUUCUAGGUCCCAGGACAGACCCCCCCCCCCCCCCC